AUGAUAGCAUUAAAUGAAAGCCACGACCAGCUAGCUACCAGUCACGUGGAGGUCCGUGAACUUGCUGGCACUCUACGACUGCCCCUGGCACUCUACGACGGCCCCCUGGCACUCUACGACGGCCCCUGGCAUUCUACGACGGCCCCCUGGCACUCUACGACGCCCCCUGGCACUCUACGACGGCCCCUGGCACUCUACGACGGCCCCCUGGCACUCUACGACGGCCCCUGGCACUCUACGACGCCCCCUGGCACUCUACGACGGCCCCCUGGCACUCUACGACGGCCCCUGGCACUCUACGACGCCCCCUGGCACUCUACGACGGCCCCUGGCACUCUACGACGGCCCCUGGCAUUCUACGACGGCCCCUGGCACUCUACGACGCCCCCUGGCACUCUACGACGGCCCCUGGCACUCUACGACUGCCCCUGGCACUCUACGACGGCCCCUGGCACUCUACGACGGCCCCUGGCACUCUACGACGGCCCCUGGCACUCUACGACGCCCCCCUGGCACUCUACGACGGCCCCCUGGCACUCUACGACUGCCCCUGGCACUCUACGACGGCCCCUGGCACUCUACGACGCCCCCCUGGCACUCUACGACGCCCCCCUGGCACUCUACGACGGCCCCCUGGCACUCUACGACGCCCCCCUGGCACUCUACGACGCCCCCCUGGCACUCUACGACGCCCCCCUGGCACUCUACGACGGCCCCCUGGCACUCUACGACUGCCCCUGGCACUCUACGACGGCCCCUGGCACUCUACGACGGCCCCUGGCACUCUACGACGGCCCCUGGCACUCUACUACGGCCCCCUGGCACUCUACGACGGCCCCUGGCACUCUACUACGGCCCCUGGCACUCUACUACGCCCCCUGGCACUCUACGACGCCCCCCUGGCACUCUACUACGGCCCCCUGGCACUCUACGACUGCCCCUGGCACUCUACGACUGCCCCUGGCACUCUACGACGCCCCCCUGGCACUCUACGACGCCCCCCUGGCACUCUACGACGGCCCCCUGGCACUCUACGACUGCCCCUGGCACUCUACGACGGCCCCUGGCACUCUACGACGGCCCCUGGCACUCUACUACGGCCCCCUGGCACUCUACGACGGCCCCUGGCACUCUACUACGGCCCCUGGCACUCUACUACGCCCCCUGGCACUCUACGACGCCCCCCUGGCACUCUACUACGGCCCCCUGGCACUCUACGACUGCCCCUGGCACUCUACGACUGCCCCUGGCACUCUACGACGCCCCCCUGGCACUCUACGACGCCCCCUGGCACUCUACGACGCCCCCCUGGCACUCUACGACGGCCCCUGGCACUCUACGACGCCCCCUGGCACUCUACGACGCCCCCCUGGCACUCUACGACGGCCCCCUGGCACUACGACGCCCCCCUGGCACUCUACGACGCCCCCCUGGCACUCUACGACGCCCCCCUGGCACUCUACGACGGCCCCCCUGGCACUCUACGACUGCCCCUGGCACUCUACGACGGCCCCUGGCACUCUACGACGGCCCCUGGCACUCUACGACGGCCCCUGGCACUCUACUACGGCCCCUGGCACUCUACGACGGCCCCUGGCACUCUACUACGGCCCCUGGCACUCUACUACGCCCCCUGGCACUCUACGACGCCCCCCUGGCACUCUACUACGGCCCCCUGGCACUCUACGACUGCCCCUGGCACUCUACGACUGCCCCUGGCACUCUACGACGCCCCCCUGGCACUCUACGACGCCCCCCUGGCACUCUACGACGCCCCCCUGGCACUCUACGACGGCCCCCUGGCACUCUACGACUGCCCCUGGCACUCUACGACGGCCCCCUGGCACUCUACGACGGCCCCUGGCACUCUACGACGCCCCCUGGCACUCUACGACGGCCCCUGGCACUCUACGACGCCCCCUGGCACUCUACGACGGCCCCUGGCACUCUACGACGGCCCCUGGCAUUCUACGACGGCCCCUGGCACUCUACGACGGCCCCUGGCACUCUACGACGGCCCCUGGCAUUCUACGACGGCCCCUGGCACUCUACGACGGCCCCUGGCAUUCUACGACGGCCCCUGGCACUCUACGACUGCCCCUGGCAUUCUACGACGGCCCCUGGCACUCUACGACGGCCCCUGGCAUUCUACGACGGCCCCCUGGCACUCUACGACGCCCCCUGGCACUCUACGACGGCCCCUGGCAUUCUACGACGGCCCCUGGCACUCUACGACGGCCCCUGGCAUUCUACGACGGCCCCUGGCACUCUACGACUGCCCCUGGCACUCUACGACGGCCCCUGGCACUCUACGACGGCCCCUGGCACUCUACGACGGCCCCUGGCAUUCUACGACGGCCCCUGGCACUCUACGACUGCCCCUGGCAUUCUACGACGGCCCCUGGCAUUCUACGACGGCCCCCUGGCACUCUACGACGCCCCCUGGCACUCUACGACGGCCCCUGGCAUUCUACGACGGCCCCUGGCACUCUACGACGGCCCCUGGCAUUCUACGACGGCCCCUGGCACUCUACGACUGCCCCUGGCACUCUACGACGGCCCCUGGCACUCUACGACGGCCCCUGGCACUCUACGACGGCCCCUGGCAUUCUACGACGGCCCCUGGCACUCUACGACUGCCCCUGGCACUCUACGACGGCCCCUGGCACUCUACGACGGCCCCUGGCACUCUACGACGCCCCCCUGGCACUCUACGACGGCCCCCUGGCACUCUACGACUGCCCCUGGCACUCUACGACGGCCCCUGGCACUCUACGACGCCCCCCUGGCACUCUACGACGCCCCCCUGGCACUCUACGACGGCCCCCUGGCACUCUACGACGCCCCCCUGGCACUCUACGACGCCCCCCUGGCACUCUACGACGCCCCCUGGCACUCUACGACGCCCCCCUGGCACUCUACGACGCCCCCCUGGCACUCUACGACGGCCCCCUGGCACUCUACGACUGCCCCUGGCACUCUACGACGGCCCCUGGCACUCUACGACGGCCCCUGGCACUCUACGACGGCCCCUGGCACUCUACUACGGCCCCCUGGCACUCUACGACGGCCCCUGGCACUCUACUACGGCCCCCUGGCACUCUACGACGGCCCCUGGCACUCUACGACUGCCCCUGGCACUCUAUGACGGCCCCUGGCACUCUACGACGGCCCCUGGCACUCUACGACGGCCCCUGGCACUCUACUACGGCCCCCUGGCACUCUACGACGGCCCCUGGCACUCUACUACGGCCCCUGGCACUCUACUACGGCCCCCUGGCACUCUACGACGGCCCCUGGCACUACUUGGCACUAUAUUUAACAUUAAAAGUUAAAAUACAAUUAUAUGAAUAUUUUGUAAGCAAUUUUUGA
Messenger RNA from Procambarus clarkii (red swamp crayfish), 3372 nucleotides. The record is from RefSeq and is a predicted model, not a curated record. NCBI's taxonomy places the organism in Eukaryota, Metazoa, Arthropoda, Malacostraca, Decapoda, Cambaridae.